Messenger RNA from Cylindrotheca closterium, 1182 nucleotides. NCBI's taxonomy places the organism in Eukaryota, Bacillariophyta, Bacillariophyceae, Bacillariales, Bacillariaceae. The record is from the annotation of a GenBank genome assembly.
AUGGCAACAUCGGUCCCACCCAACCCUCUUGACGAUCUCUCCAUCAAGGAUCCUUUGGAAUGUCCUCCUUUGAAAUGGGGUUUGAUUGGAUGUGGGCGUGUCUCUCAUGACUUUACUCAAGCCUUGAAGCAUUUGCCAUCUCAAUCGGUUGUUGCUUGUUCAGCGCGAAGUGAAGGCGGUGCCAAGGCAUUUGCUGAGAAGCACAGUAUUCCAAGUUUUUAUGGAGGAUACGAUGGAAUGGUCAAGGACGCUAAUGUUGAGAUUGUCUACAUUGGAAACGUCCAUGCCUUUCGUCGCUCAACAGUGGAAAUGUGUCUUUUGGCAGACAAACAUGUUCUUGUGGAAAAGCCUUUCGCCUGCUCCGUUGCUGAUGGAGAGUACUUGAUUGGAUUGGCAAAAGAACGAAACUUGUUCAUUAUGGAGGGCAUGUGGACACGAUUCUUCCCAGCCGUUCAAAAGGCCCGAAAUAUUGCUCUCGGUGCUGAGGGAGAAGAUGCCAGCUUGGGAGAUAUUGCCAAGGUUUUCUCUGAUUUCAACUUUUAUGCUCCUGACCACGAGGAAUAUCCUACUUCCUUCGUUUACAACCGCAAGCUUGGAGGUGGAGCUGGCUUGUUGGUAGCCCCCUACCCACUGGCAGCCGCAACCAUGUUUUUCAAGAGUGAACCAGAUAGCGCCAAAGUUGUUGGUCAAGUAGAUGAAGACACUGGUGUAGACCUUCAAGGUGCAAUGGUCUUGAACUUUCCUCCCACCGGUGGAGAGAAGCCAGCCAAUGCUCCAAAACUACCAGGUGCUGGUGUGGCCGUAUUGAGUUGGGGAAUGGCUUGUGAAUCUGCAGAAUCUACCACCAUUGUCGGUGCCAAAGGUCGCAUGACAAUUGAAAGUCCCGGACAUUGUCCCACCAAAUUGACAGUCAAUCUCAAGGCCCACGGACGUGGUGAGGUCGGAAAGACGUUGGAAUACGAAUAUCCCAUGCCUGUAGAUACAGAAGCAAUUACCAAAGCAGGUGGUUUUAACUAUCCAAACUCUGAGGGAUUCUGUUACGAAGCUGCUGCCGUUGCUCGAUGCAUUGGUGCCGGCAAGAAGGAGGCUCCUCAAUACACACAUGCGGAAACCCUCGUCAAUCUCAAGCUCAUUGAAGAAAUCCAACAACAGCUUGGCGUCAAGCCCGUCGGAACCGACUAA